Myxocyprinus asiaticus (Chinese sucker) is the source of this 1959-nucleotide messenger RNA. RefSeq names its product enoyl-[acyl-carrier-protein] reductase, mitochondrial-like. Bases 105 to 1247 code for a protein of 380 amino acids. Gene Ontology annotation, biological process: fatty acid metabolic process. Gene Ontology annotation, cellular component: mitochondrion. NCBI's taxonomy places the organism in Eukaryota, Metazoa, Chordata, Actinopteri, Cypriniformes, Catostomidae. The transcript is spliced from 10 exons. The record is from RefSeq and is a predicted model, not a curated record. Gene Ontology annotation, molecular function: trans-2-enoyl-CoA reductase (NADPH) activity.
GGUACCAACAUGGCCACCCACUGAAUAGUAAACAUAGACGUUUGCGCUCUUGUGCUUAUUUAAACACUGCAAGACAAUGAUAUUGGACAUAUCAUCACUUUAAAAUGAAGCUAUCGCGAGUCGCAUGGGUUUUAUUAAGGGGACAUUACGUUUACCGGAGCCCGGGCUUACUGUCAUGUAGUGACCGGGUCAGAUAUGGACCUGUCGUCUUAAAAAACAACUCCUCUGUGUCUGCAAUCAAACACAGCACCGCAGUUUAUUACAGAAACCAUGGGGACCCAUCACAAGUUAUUCAGUUGAAGUCAUUUGACCUGCCUCAUGUCAGUUCUGAAUGUGUCCUGGUGAAAAUGCUGGCAGCUCCCAUCAACCCCUCUGAUUUAAACAUGAUUCAAGGCACAUAUGCCAUCCUACCUGACCUCCCAGCAGUGGGUGGCAAUGAGGGGGUGGGUCAGGUCAUGGAGGUGGGCGACAAGGUGAAAACUCUCAAGGUGGGCGACUGGGUGAUUCCAAGAGACGCUGGCCUAGGUACAUGGAGAACAGCAGCUGUGUUGAGAGCUGAUGAUCUGGUGACAUUACCUAAAGACAUUCCUCUACUAUCUGCAGCCACUUUGGGAGUGAACCCCUGUACGGCUCUGAGAAUGCUCUCAGACUUUGAGGAGCUCAAACCAGGAGACACAGUCAUCCAGAAUGCAGCUAACAGUGGCGUUGGACAGGCUGUUAUUCAGAUUGCUGCUGCUAAGGGAAUUAAUACCAUCAAUGUCAUCAGAGACAGGCCUGAGUUGCAACAGCUCUCUGACAGAUUGAGAGCACUGGGUGCCACACAUGUCAUUACAGAAGAAUCACUAAGACGUCCGGAAAUGAAGGCGCUCUUUAAGUUGUGUCCUCGGCCUAAACUGGCACUGAAUGGAGUGGGAGGAAAGAGCGCUACUGAGCUGUUACGAAAUUUACAAAGUGGAGGUAGUAUGGUGACGUAUGGAGGAAUGGCCAAACAACCAGUCACUGUUCCUGUGAGUGCGCUUAUCUUUAAAGAUGUGAAAAUAAGAGGCUUCUGGGUGACCCAGUGGAAGAGGGACAACAGACAUGAUGAAGAUGCUUUACGAAACAUGCUGGAUGAGCUCUGCAUCCUUAUUCGUGCUGGGAAACUAUCAGCUCCAGCUUGCACUGAAGUGAACCUUCAAGACUUCCAAAACGCCCUGGAAAAUGCCAUGAAGCCAUAUGUUUCCACCAAACAAGUUUUUGUCAUGUGAUCUUAUCCACAUGUCUCAAGUCUUGUGUUUUCUUGAGUUCUUAAACUCUGAAUGAUGAUAAUACAGCAACCCCAAACACACAGACAAUGAAUGUGUUUCCAUCGUCAAAGUCCAAUAAAUUUUAUCAGCUUAGGUUUUGCUGCCUUCACCAAAACAGAGGUAUUUCGGCAUUGACUUUGAAUGCGUUGACAUUUAUUGCUACUUAAUAUUUGUAAGCACCAUUAGGAUUAUUAGUUCAACAGCUCAGAGGUGAAUCUACUUUUACAGUGACCACACACACUGAUAACCAGACAUGUACAGACAAAUUACAGAUUGGCCAUUUAUUUCAAUGUUACAAAAUGUAUUAAAUAGCAAAUGAAAGCAGUUUACAGUUUUCAAAUGUAAUGCCCCGUAACAGGGAUUUUAAUGCUGAAGGUUGCCAUGUGGAUGGGUUGUUGAUCCCAGUGAGUGUUCCUACUGCUGCUCGCUCUAUUGUUAUUGGUGAGCUGAUCAACUGGUAAAAGUUUUUGAAAAUCUGGGCACAAAAUAGGUGUAUCGCCAGUAAAAAUAUGUCAUUGUAAUUUGACAUUAGAUUUCUUGGUGCUAAAGAUAAACAUUCUGAAGGUGAAAGUUUUGUUUUUAAUAAUAAAUUGCAGCAGUGCUCAGUGCAUCAUAUCAUGAUCAAGGUGUAAAAAAACGUAAAUAAUGCUAAAUAAAAAAUGUAUGCAUGCGA